UUGCAAGCAUGGCAGAGGGAAAAGGGUGACCAAAAUUGAGAACAAGAGGCUAAACGAAGAAAUAGAUAGUGAAUUGUAUUAUUGUUUAGUGUGAAAAGUUUUAUUCUCAUAUGGUAUACUUGAGGCAUAUGUAAUUAAGGCUCACAUAUGCAAUGGACUACGACGAUCCAUAUGAGAGUCUACCAAGUACUUCAACCACGACAACGCAUAUGUUAGCUGGAUCGGCAGCUGGUGUCUUGGAGCACAGUGUUAUGUACCCUGUUGACUGUGUCAAGACACGUAUGCAAUCAUUGGUGCCAGAUCCAAAGGCUGACUAUCGCAGUGUAGUGGAUGCAUUUAACACCAUUAUUCGCCAUGAGGGGUUACUAAGAACAAUGAAAGGAGCUCCUAUAGUUGUGAUAGGGGCAGGACCAGCACAUGCAUUCUACUUUGCAUGUUAUGAAUAUCUUAAAAAAACUCUUAGUGGGGGUCAGAAGGGCAACCAUAUUGUUCAUGGUGUAGCUGGAUCAGUGGCGACAUUGCUUCACGAUUCUGUGAUGGUUCCUGUUGAUGUGGUAAAGCAAAGAAUGCAGGUAUUCAACAGUCCUUAUGCAAGCUGCAGAACUUGUGCUAAAGCCAUUCUUAAACAGGAAGGCAUCCUUGCAUUUUAUAGAAGCUACACCACACAACUGACAAUGAACAUCCCUUUCCAAAGUGUGCACUUUAUGACUUAUGAAUUCAUGCAAGAUCUACUAAACCAUGAGAGAACUUAUAGUCCAGUGACUCAUAUGCUUUCUGGUGCUGCUGCAGGCGCAGUGGCAGCCUCAGUGACUAUGCCACUUGAUGUAUGCAAAACCCUCCUCAAUACACAGGAGAGCUGCACAAGGACUCAUGCAUCUUAUAUCACUGGCAUGAUAUCUGCUUUUAGGACAGUUUAUGAGUUUCAGGGCCUGACUGGGUUUUAUAGAGGACUGACUGCUCGAGUGAUAUUUCAGAUGCCCGCCACUGCCAUCUCGUGGUCUGUGUAUGAAGGGUUUAAGUAUAUCAUCACCAAAAAGCAAGCUGUAGAAGACACUCUGCCAAAAACCCUUUCUAUCCGAGCUGCUUCAGCAUCCUCUCAUCCGGACUAAAUCAAAAUUAAAAGUUUUCUCAUUUAGGUUUUAAAAAAAGUUCAAAAAUGAAAAAAAAAAUCUAUGAAAUGCCCAAGUAAUAUUUAUUUACACAUGUACCAUGAUGCUUACAAAAAGAGCUUAAAUUGCUUAACAUACCUAGAGCUACAAAGAAAUUUAUGAAUUGUUGCAUGCAGAUAUGUUUUAAAUGUCAUAUAUUUCACCUAAUUUGUCAGUAUUUUUAAAGUUUUGACUCCAAAGUAUUCUAAAUUUUCUAAAGUCAGUAAAUUUUUCAGUACAAAAGAUUUAAGUAUAGAGUAAGGUGAACGAAGCUUGUGAUCAAGUACCCUUUUGAUGUGUCAACCCAUGAAUUUACCAAAAUAUUUAGAUCACUGGUACCUGUCAUCUAUCUCUUUCGAUCGAUGCUAUCAAACAGAAAAUACUUGGAGUGUUUUUGUGUCCAGCUUUCUAGAAAAUCAUCAGCAAUAUUUCAAGUGUAUUUUGAAAGAAGAUUUUUUUAAUUGUGUGCACUGCAGAAGAGCUAGGAUUUAAAUUUUCCUGAUCAUGGAAGAAAGGAGAAGAAAAAAAAAAGAAUUAUACAGAAUCAAAAAGGAAAAAAAAUUCCAAUUCCAGGAAAUGUUUAAGCUCAACUGGAAAAAAAGCUUUAUCUGAAUUAAAGGAAAAUAAAAGAAGAGGAUAUAGAAAAAAAGGAACUUCAGGAAUAAGAUUUCUAAAAUUCAAAAAAGGAAGAUUGGAAGAAAAAUUUUGAAGGAAGAUAUGCUAUUGCAAAAUUUCAGUUUGCAUAUGUGAAAAAUGUGAAUAUAUUAUUGUGUUGUCAUUGGAAAAACCUCUGCAAUGCACAUUUUGUGAAUUUCCUCUGGGUCAUGGUAUGUCAGCGCGAUGGACAGCUACAUAACGAGAUCUCAGUUUUUAUUUUUUUUUUUAGAAGCAUUUACAUAUGUGGGCCACAUAUAUAGAAAAUAAGUUGCUUGCAUGCAUCCAUGUGUGUGACAUUACUCAGUUAUGUUUUUUUUAAGAUACUGAUGCAUGAUUAGUGCAUCAAAUUAAUUAUAAUUAAUUACAUGUAUUUGAUUAUAUAGAUAUACAUGAUAUAAGAAUGAAUUUGUUCAGGUGUAAAGGAUAUGCAGAUGAAUCACAAUGUGAUGAUUUUUAUGCACACAUCACUGUAUUUAGUCAUUGGCUUUGUUUAACCAAAGGAUUCAGUUCAGGGAGUUUACAUAUCAGGAUAUGUAAUAUAUAAAACUAUGUGCUGGUAUAUUAAAAAAAACACCACCAAGUAAUGUCCAAGUGUCUUUAAUAGUAUACAUAUAUAACAUUUUUUUUUUAAAUGAAUUUAAUGAAAAUAUUGAUAAAAUAUUAACAGGUUUGUAAUCUCCUUGAUUAUAACUAAAACAAUUUAGAUAUCAAUAUAGCUAAAUCAGGAGUGAGUUUAUAUUCAGUAUUUGUAAUGUUGAUAAA
Messenger RNA from Saccostrea echinata, 2567 nucleotides. Its product is annotated as mitoferrin-2-like. Gene Ontology annotation, biological process: iron import into the mitochondrion. The record is from RefSeq and is a predicted model, not a curated record. The coding region runs from base 153 to 1109 and encodes 318 amino acids. Lineage: Eukaryota; Metazoa; Mollusca; Bivalvia; Ostreida; Ostreidae. The transcript has 4 exons. Gene Ontology annotation, molecular function: ferrous iron transmembrane transporter activity. Gene Ontology annotation, cellular component: mitochondrial membrane.